AUGCCGACCGGGACGAGCUUCGCAUCAUCCGAACCUGCCAGCGAAUUCAGUGACGACUUCAACACCUCUCUAGGGGCGUCAUGGACGUCACAGCUUGACGAUUCUACAAUGGCUAUCUCAGGGACAGCCUCCCCUUCAGCACCUCAGGCUCAAGCACCGGUUGAAAAUAUCACUCCGGGACAGCGCAUGGUGUCUGCGACCGCUGGCAAUGUCUUGACCGGAUUACUUGUCACACCUUUGGACGUCGUGCGAGUCCGUUUACAAUCCCAAUCCCAAAUUCAUAAUACCUCACCGUUCACCUCUCAUACCACACAAUCCUUGAAGAAUCUUCCUCCGAAUCUUGGCAUCACCUCGUGCUGUCGCGAAGUAUUUUGGGUCGGCAACGAUGCGCAGAUGUGCAUGCUAGGACCCCAAGCUGCCGCAGUUGGCAGUCGCCCACACCCUGCGAUCGACUGUGCGAUCGAGGAAUCCCAGCGCCGGACAUUUACAUCGACUCUGGACGGUCUACGAAAGAUCGCGCGGAAUGAAGGAACACUGACCCUGUGGCGAGGGCUGAGCCCGACAUUAAUGAUGGGCAUCCCAGCCAACGUAAUUUAUUUUGCUGGAUACGACUGGCUACGCACAGACGACCGAAGUCCCAUCAAGCAGCGCGUCGCCGAGGGUUAUGCGCCGUUGAUCGCGGGCUCGUUCGCCCGCGUCGCAGCCGCGGCGGCAACCAGUCCACUAGAAAUGUUCCGUACCCGACUUCAAGCGACCCCCGGCACGGGUGCGGGACAUUUCAAAAAUACCAUCAAGGAUCUCCACCAAAUGACCCAAGCUAAGGGAUUCAGUUCUCUUUGGCGGGGAUUCACACUUACCAUGUGGCGCGAUGUGCCCUUCUCGGGUCUUUAUUGGUGGGGAUACGAGGAAGUGAAGAAGGUUUUGAUCACGACACGUCAAACAUCCCAGCAUCUCACUGGCCCCGAGGAAGAAACCACAGCGCAGGCCUUCAUGGACAGUUUCAUUUCCGGAGCCGUGUCGGGGUCUCUGGCGGCUUUGGUAACCACACCAUUUGACGUUGGAAAAACUCGUCAGCAGGUUUUCCGGCAUAUGGACGACCAUGUGCCCACUGGUCCUCCUCCUCGCACGGCGCUGCCCCCGGGAAUUUUAGCUCCAGAGCAGCUGUCUCUCCCAAAAUUCCUCAUGCACAUCUUCCGUGAAGAGGGCACUGCUGGCCUGUUCCGUGGCUGGACGGCGCGCUGCCUCAAGGUCGCCCCAGCCUGCGCCAUCAUGAUCUCCACAUAUGAGCUGGGGAAGCGCAUGGCGCGCGAAGUGAACGAACGGCGUCAUCUUGAGAACUAA
Molecule: messenger RNA, 1341 nt
Organism: Penicillium brevicompactum
Lineage: Eukaryota; Fungi; Ascomycota; Eurotiomycetes; Eurotiales; Aspergillaceae
Product: putative mitochondrial carrier protein
Exons: 2
Coding region: 1-1341 (446 amino acids)
Biological process (GO): mitochondrial transmembrane transport
Source: RefSeq, a predicted model, not a curated record